AUGCAAUUCACAACCGUCGACGCGUCGCCCCAGCUGGUGCCCAGCAAACGGGACCCCUUGGUGCCUGUCCACUCACACACGGUUGAGGAGCGUGAGGCUAAGCGUCCACGGACUGCCGAGGUCUUGCUUGAAGAACAACUUCCUCAAUCGCUCAUCGACGCGGUUGAACUUACCAAAGAGACUAUCAAGGCAGAAGAGGAAGAACAGCUUCCUCAAGGAAUCACCGAGACGGAGGAGGAGAAGCAGAAGCACUGGUUCGUCGGUAGUAUCGACCAGGGAACGACUUCAACUCGGUUCCUCAUCUUCAAUGGCCAUGGCGAGCCUGUUGCUAGCCACCAGAUCGAGUUUGAGAACCAUUACCCGCACUCGGGAUGGCACGAGCAUAAGCCAAUGGAACUCCUCGAGUCUGUCGAAACAUGCAUUGCAAAGGCGACCGAGAAGUUUUGCGCAGAUGGCCACACUGUUUCUGAGAUCCGCUCCAUUGGCAUCACCAACCAGCGCGAGACGACGGUCCUUUGGGACAAGAACACCGGCGAAGCCCUCUACAAUGCCGUCGUCUGGCCUGACACUCGUACUGCCGCGCUUGUGCGCGAUCUAAAGGCCCGACCCGGUGCCGACAAACUCCAGGAGAAGUGCGGACUCCCAUUGUCCACAUACCCCUCAAGCGUCAAGUUGCUUUGGGUUCUCCAAAACGUAGACUCCGUACGAAAGGCCUAUGACGAAGGCCGCCUCGCAUUCGGCACUGUUGACUCAUGGUUGAUCUACCAGCUCAACGGAGGUGCAAACAAGGAGGGUGGACCUGUCUACGUCACAGACUCGACCAACGCCAGCCGUACCAUGUUCAUGAACCUCAAGACACUUGAUUACGACGAUGAUCUGCUCAAGUUUUUCGACAUCGACCGUAACAAGCUUGGUCUUCCUAAGAUUGUGCCAUCCUCCCAUCCCACUGCCUUUGGUACCCUCGCCCGCGGGCCCCUGAAGGGCACACCUAUUGCUGGCUGUCUGGGUGAUCAAUCAUCUGCUCUGGUCGGCCAAUGUGGUUUCAGCCCAGGCCAAGCCAAGAACACAUAUGGCACGGGCUGCUUCCUCCUCUACAAUGUUGGACACGAACCUGUCAUCUCCAAGACGGGCUUGCUCGCAACUGUCGCAUACGACUUUGGUCGGGGUCGUAAACCAGUCUACGCCCUCGAGGGCAGUAUCGCUGUUGCUGGUUCCGGUGUCAAGUUUCUACAAAACAACCUUGGCAUUAUCAAGGCGGCUUCAGAGGUGGACAGUGUUGCUCAGUCCGUCCCCGACAACGGUGGUGUCGUCUUUGUGACGGCGUUCAGUGGUCUCUUUGCCCCGUACUGGAUUGACGAUGCCAAGGGCACGCUCUUUGGUGUCACCCAACAUACAAAGAAGGGCCACAUUGUACGAGCCACACUCGAGGCUACCUGCCACCAAACGGCGGCGAUUCUUGACGCCAUGGCCUCGGAUUCUGGUCAUGCCUUGGACAUCCUUGCAGUCGAUGGAGGUCUCUCCAAUUCGGACCUCUGUAUGCAAACUCAGGCUGACCUGAGCGGCGUCCCUGUUGAUCGCCCAGCCAUGCGCGAAACUACCGCACUGGGGGCCGCCAUUGCCGCCGGACUCGCCACUGGAGUCUGGAACGAGCUUGAAGAACUGCACGAAGUGAACAGGAAGGGCCGCAAGGUUUUCAAGCCCCAGCUUGAUACCAAGGACCGAAGUCGGAUGCGGAAGCGGUGGGAGCGGGCUGUCGAUAUGAGCAGAGGAUGGCUCAAGGAUAUCGGUGAUGAAUAA
Messenger RNA from Fusarium keratoplasticum, 1797 nucleotides. RefSeq names its product Glycerol kinase. Gene Ontology annotation, molecular function: glycerol kinase activity. Lineage: Eukaryota; Fungi; Ascomycota; Sordariomycetes; Hypocreales; Nectriaceae. Gene Ontology annotation, biological process: triglyceride metabolic process; glycerol metabolic process; glycerol-3-phosphate biosynthetic process. The transcript has 3 exons. Gene Ontology annotation, cellular component: mitochondrion. Bases 1 to 1797 code for a protein of 598 amino acids. The record is from RefSeq and is a predicted model, not a curated record.